Molecule: messenger RNA, 840 nt
Organism: Quercus robur (English oak)
Lineage: Eukaryota; Viridiplantae; Streptophyta; Magnoliopsida; Fagales; Fagaceae
Product: early light-induced protein, chloroplastic-like
Exons: 3
Coding region: 100-696 (198 amino acids)
Source: RefSeq, a predicted model, not a curated record
CCGGGCCUAACAUUAAUGCCACAACAACCACUUUUUGUACCUCAUUUCCUAGUACUUGUCAAUCCAUAGCCUACUCCAUUAAGCUAGUUCUAAGUGGCAAUGGCAGCCUCAUCUGCAAUGCAAUCCAUCUUAGCCAGACCACCUUUGAAUCGUGUAGUUUCAAACAGAUCUACUAAUAGGGUGAACCAGUUUCUAAUUCCCACUAGUUACGUGCCACAUUUGCCCAGAUAUGCUAGUAGUAUGCGAGUCCGGUGCAUGGCAGAGGAGGACCAGCAGGAGCAGCCAAAGCCUGUUACAACUUCACCUUCACCACCUCAGCCCCAACAAACCCCUCGUCCUGCACCCAAGCAGGUGAGCACAAAGUUCUCCGACAUAUUGGCAUUCGGUGGGCCUGCACCGGAGAGGAUCAACGGUAGGCUAGCAAUGAUUGGCUUUGUUGCUGCAUUGGCAAUGGAGUUAUCCAAUGGCCAAAAUGUGUUUGAACAGAUAUCCAAUGGUGGGAUCCCAUGGUUCCUAGGAACUAGCAUUGUGCUCUCUUUUGCAUCCCUAAUUCCUUUGUUCCAAGGAGUUAGUGUGGAGUCUAAGUCAAAGGGGUUGAUGACCUCAGAUGCUGAGAUGUGGAAUGGAAGGUUUGCUAUGUUGGGUUUGGUUGCACUAGCCUUCACCGAGUAUGUUAAGGGUGGAACCCUUAUUUAGGUCUCCGAUGUGCUAACUCAGGCUAGCUUGUAUAAAUGGUAAUUUCAAUUUCCAUGUAAUUUGGAAAGAGUAGCUCAUGUAAUCCAAUUUUCAGUGAAUUUGAUUUCAAUUUUAUCAAGAAGAAAUAGAGAAUUAUCUGCAAAA